AUGGAAGUGGGAGCAGUGGACCCUUACACAACAAAUCCAGGUCCAAUUGAUGGUUCAGUUCUAUAUGAUCAAGACAAGCAUGUAUCAUCGGCAGUUUGGGAAGGGCAGCAGGAGCGCGGUGCCCUCAGAUGUCACGAACACACUUCAAAACUUGAUCAGUGGACACUUACUGUUGCACCCCAAAAUUUGCCCUCACAAUACAAGACUUGGUGUUCUAAGAAGGUUCACAAGGUUCACAAAGUUCUCCAACAAAUUCUACCAAUUCCUUGA
Molecule: messenger RNA, 270 nt
Organism: Lathyrus sativus (Indian pea)
Lineage: Eukaryota; Viridiplantae; Streptophyta; Magnoliopsida; Fabales; Fabaceae
Source: the annotation of a GenBank genome assembly